GUGAUAUUGCGCAAGGGAUAUAACUCUUCGAAGAAUUUCUUAAAAUGGCCGACGACGACCAGACACGGACACCAACAGUGGUGGCCAAAGACAAGGACCUGUCUACAGCGGAGGUUCAGGUGCUGAUUCCAGGACUGCAGGUAAAGAAAACGAUGCUGUUGGUGGGAAGUAAGAAACCUAAGGAGGAUGUCUGCACUGUAGACGUUAAACUGGAGGAAAGUUCCCUGGAAGUGACAGCUGACAUCAAGGAUAAGAAAGGAAAAGUUACAAAGUACAGAUACAAGGCUAAUAAGUUACCCAGCAUUAUAGACAAAGAAGCAUGUAGUGUCUCUUAUGAAAAAGAGAAAGUGAUAAUAAGUCUAAAGAAACAAGAAGAAUACUCCUGGGAUGUUGCACUGUCAAAGUCAGGAUUAGACCAAGACCCUAUUGAUUAGAUAGAGUUACCUCCCCUGUCAAGUAAACACCCCCACCUUUUGCUACCGAUGUGAUAACAAUAUAUUGAAAUGUAAAUGAUUUCUGUCCACAUAUUUGAUACCAGUUGUAUGGUAGUAACACUUUAUACAUAUAUAUGAGUCUCCAUUCUUACCUGUUUAAGCUGAGCAAUUUGUUUACAUACAUGUAUACAGGCAAAUUUAUUACUUGUUGUAGUGAUCUGAUAUGUUCAAAAUGAAGUAAAAUACUUCCUUUUUAACUUAGCAAUAUCUCCAUAUGUUUCUCUCAAUGUUUUGCCAAAGCCCAUUGAAAUGUCAAAAUUUUCCAGGACAAAUACAGAAAGGAUAUUGAGGUUUUAUUGAAGUACAUAUAUUACAUACUCGUUAUAAAUUAUUGCUGAUUAUUUUCUUAGUGCACAUGUAAUUUUAUGAUGCAUUUAAUUGUGUCUAUCUGUUAUGGUGCAUUUAAUUGUCUUUCUCUAGAUAAUCUCUGUAUACAUAAACAAUGGAUGGUUAAGCAGGUCUAUUUGUCAUUUAAGCGGACACCACGGCAGAUCCGUUGUUCUAAUAUUAAGAAAUAAUAAUGAUCUUUGUUGUCUUAUAAAAAGUUUAAAGUUUUGAGAUGAUUUUUUUUAUGACUAUCCAGUCAUUUAGUUGUUUUUUUGCAAAACAGCCCUGUGUUUCUCUGGAAAUAUUUUUGAUAGUGGAAAAACCCACUUGUAUUAAAGUGACAUAUCUCAAAGGAAAUGGGAAGACAACUUACUGCUACACUUUAUUUAAAUUAUAACUUAUUUACUAUAUAUACCACUGUGCCUUCUGUAAUCUUGUGUUAUCUGUUCUUCUCACUAAUCUUGAAAAUAUUAGCAUUUUAUAAUUUAAAGUCUCUGAACAUAAUUUUUGGUAAACUUUUUCAGAUAAAAUAUUUUAUAUUAUAAAAAGAGAAGGGGGAAAAAUGAUAAAAUCAAAUCCUAGCAUUGACUUAUUGGUAUGUGACAUUUUGAAAAGCAGUUUAUUGGGGAGAGAGGAAAACCAACCCAAGGACCGAAGGUUGGAAAUAAUUUGUAUGUAGGGAUAUAUAUCACUUAGAUGAAAGCAGUACAAGUAGUUUAGACUGACUGAAGAAAAGUGUUGGUAGUUGAUUAUACAUUGUCAGUAUAGCAUAACCUAUAUGUUGUAUAUGUAUUAUUUACAGUAGAAUGUUCAGUUAAAAUUCAUAUCAGUGUCGUGGUAUUGGUGAAUAGAUACAUAUUGUUUAUUUUUUGACAUUCUUUUGUUUAGCUUAAUAUUGUAGUUAAUUUAUGUACUUUCUCUGUCCUGUUUUUUCAUUUUUGUAAUCAAUUAACUUUUUACUUACUUAUUUACCAUAUUUCUUGUACAUAAACAUUGCAUAGUACCUUUCCUUUGGUUUAGUUUUCACACUUUAUACUUUCAUGCCCUUCCUAUUUUACAAGUGUAAUGGUUAAGGUUGGGUUCUGGUAGAUAAUAUUGAGUUAGUCCUUAUAUACAGUUAAAAAAUACUGUUCAUGUCUAUCCCAUUUAAUUAGAUUUAGUUUGUCUCUGUAUAAGACAACUGGAGAAAUUCUAUUUUAAAUCAAAUUUGGAAAAAAAAAGUUGUUGAAACUUUGUUUUCAUCUUUCUUGUUCUAUGUAAUAAUAUGGUAGGUAAUGUUUAUAAACAUUUAACUUUUUUGUUAUAGAAGUUUUUUUAAUGUAGUUAGGGAUUUGUUGUCUUUUUUUUUAAUAAACUGAUAAGUCAAGUAGCCAACUUGCCUCACAAUUUAAAAAAUAAAUAAAAAAUAAAAUAUAUUUUGAUACUGAAAUCAAAUUAAACCGGAUAGACUGUAUGUAUUCUAGAUCUGUUGAAAUAUAUUCCUUUACAACGCCAUGUUAAUAAAUUACUUGGAUCUGUUUUAUCAAAGUGUUGUGCUAGCUUAACAGAAACUUAUAAAUAAAAUGUCAAUAAAUGAAAAAGAAAUAGAAAUUUAUUUAAUUUGUUUUAAACAUCAUAAUUAUUAUUUAUGCAAAGGAUACAAAAAACCACAUUUUUUUUAAUAUGGUAUUGACUAGCAAUGCCUGGCACGACUGGAUUAGGGUAUCGUUUUUGUUAGAUUUAAUUCAGUGUCUAGCUCCCAUACCCUAGCUAUAUGACUUUACAUCAUUAUUAGAAUAUUUUUUUUAAAGGAUUUGCUUUGACAAUGAAACAUUCAAGGUUGAUAAUUGAUAUUAAUUUCAGAAGGCUGUGCCUGUAGUCUCUAUUUGUUAUGUAAUGUUGCGUGGUUAUAGGAUGAUUGUAAACAUACUCUAUCUUGCCUUGUUAUAUAUUACUAGUCUAGUAUUAUAUUUCAUUAAAUGUAAUAAAUAGUUUGAAAACUGUUUUUC
Mizuhopecten yessoensis (Yesso scallop) is the source of this 2809-nucleotide messenger RNA. RefSeq lists its product as uncharacterized. The record is from RefSeq and is a predicted model, not a curated record. The transcript is spliced from 4 exons. The coding region runs from base 45 to 434 and encodes 129 amino acids. NCBI's taxonomy places the organism in Eukaryota, Metazoa, Mollusca, Bivalvia, Pectinida, Pectinidae.